CAACGCUAUAUAUCAUUUCUCUUAUGAUGCCCGAUAAUAAGAAAAUUGUUUUAAGAAUACGUUCUCCGGAAGGGACAAAACGAUUAAUUUUUGAAGCCAAUGAAAAAACUAUAAAUUUAAUAAAUCAAGUUAAAGCAGAAUUUAAUCUCUUAAAUAAUGAGGAAUUUCAUCUCUAUUUAGACCAGAACAGAAGUCAUGAAAUAAGUACACGCUCAAGAUCAACCUUAAAUACUUAUAAACUUAACAAUGGAGAUAUGUUGUUUAUUGAUAUUAAAAAUAAAGUACCACCUAUACAAGAUAACAAAAUUGAUGAUGUUCAUGCACUUCAAAAUAGAGAAGAAACACCUAAAAUAGAGAAAAAGGAGCAAGUUGCAAAUAAGUACAAAGAUAGGAAAGAAGAUGAGAUUGAUCUUAGAUUAUGGGUGAUGGAUGGAAAAAUCAAAAGAAAACCUGAUCCAAAAUAUUGCCAUCAUCCAAAGAAUAGCAAAUGUGUACAUUGCACUCAAUUGGAGCCUUACGACGAAAACUAUAUGAAGAAUCAUAUUCCUCCUAUUAAAUAUAUGUCGUUUCAUUCUUAUCUACGUAAAUUGAUGGCAGGAGACAAGAACAAAAGUUUGAUUCUUGAACCUAUAGCUUGCAAAAUAAAACCUGGUUGCAAAGAACACAAACCUUGGCCUAAGGGGAUAUGCACCAAGUGCCAACCCAAUGCUAUAACCUUAACUGGACAACCCUAUCGCCAUGUGGACAACAUAGUCUUUGAGAAUAGCUCCCUUGUGGAACGUUUUCUGGAUUUCUGGCGUCGAACGGGAUUACAGAGAUCAGCUAUUUGUUAUGGGUACUACACAACUACAAACGGUAAUUCUGCUGACAACCACGACUAUAGUCUUAAUGAAAAAAAAUCUAACGAUAAUAUUUAUUCGAAUAUACCGCCGCCACUUUCUAUACAAGCUAUCGUCUGCGCCCUUUAUGAACCUCCGCAAGAGAGUGCCAGAGAUCACAUCGAGUUCAUUCACGAUAGCGAAAACAUGGUUGACGAUUCCUUUAAUAACGACGAAACAAAGGCCGAUUACGUGGCCGAAAAAUUGGGAUUGCGUAAAGUAGGUUGGAUAUUCACAGAUCUUAUAGCAAAACGUAAAAUGCGUAAGGACAAAAGCGAAGGAGAAGAGGGGAAAGUUUCCUGUUUGAGGAAUAAAGAUACAUACUUUUUGAGCGCUAGCGAAUGCGUGAUAGCUGCGUCUAACCAAAAUUUGAACCCGAAUAUAUGUAGACUUUCAACCAAUAACGUUUAUGGGUCCAAAUUCUUUACCGUGAUAGUAACAGGAGAUGAAAAUGAAUCUAUUCAUUUUGAAGGUUACCAGGUGAGCGAACAGUGUUGUGCUUUGGUAAGGGAUGGCUGCUUGCUGCCGACCAAAGAGUGUCCGGAAUUGGCAUUUGUCAAGCCUUCCACUAACAUUCAAUACGUGCCUGACGUAUUCUACAAGACCAAGGAUGAAUACGGUAAUGAAGUAACCCAACAAGCUGGCACUUUUCCCGUCGAAUUUGCUAUAAUUAACGUUCCAGCCUCUCAUCCUCUUCAACCUGUCUAUACUUUCAAUUCUGACCACAAUAUUCCACCUUUUCCUUUGGAAAAUAGGAUUAAAUAUACGGAUGAUAAUCAAACAUUCUAUUCGUUCGCGCACCAUGUCAAGCCUUACUUGAACGACAAAACGAAGCUCAUGAAAAGCCUAAACGAUUUUCAUUUACUCAUAUUUUUGGCUAAUAUGGAUAUUUUGCCCAUGAGAAAUGAUAUGGAUAAACUGUUAUUAGCGCUUAAAAACAAAGAUCUAGCUAUGUUUGAAGAGUGGUGCAAUUUGGAUAAUUGGCUAACCCUUCAAAAAUUGAUUGAAAUGGAAGGGCCAACCUUACAAUUGCCUUCCCAUCCGUCCACUAGUAAUACAAAUCAUCCAAAUCUUACUAGAGUAGCACAACCAUUCAGCGAAAAUUUUCUAUUUCAUUCUCACAAUAAAGCUUCACCCAUUCCUGCUAAUUCUCAAUCCACCAACAUAAACAAUACAACAUCCUUGGCUCAGAAUAUUCCUCCAAAUUUAAAAGGUAAUAACAGCAAUACCCAUAAAAAAUGGACCUGCAAUCAUUGUACUUUCGUUAAUGAACGCUUGAGUAGAGAUGCUUGCGAAGUUUGUGGAUUGCCGGCUGAUUGAAAAAUUGCAUAAAUAUUUAAUGAUGUUGACAAUUUUAUUAUAAUUUUGUCUAUUCAUCACCCCUUGGCGUUUAUCAUCAUUACUAAUAUAUCAUAUUUUUUUUUAUACUUAUUUGAAAGUCGAAAUUAGCCUACAUUAAUAAUUACAGGUUUUAUCAAAUUAAUGAUAGUGAUUGAAUACUGGAAAAUUUUUAUUAUGUUAUUUGGUGGCAACACUUCACCUGAUUAACUUUUUUGAUUAAAAUUUAUCGAUUUUAUUUUAUCAAGGCCUUUCCCAUAUUUUUUUAUUCCUACUAAUUAUUUAUUUCAUUCUACACAAUUUAUUCCCGAUUGUUAUAAAUU
This is a messenger RNA of Gordionus sp. m RMFG-2023, 2539 nucleotides long. RefSeq names its product nuclear protein localization protein 4 homolog. The transcript is spliced from 18 exons. Bases 24 to 2198 code for a protein of 724 amino acids. Gene Ontology annotation, cellular component: nucleus. Gene Ontology annotation, biological process: ubiquitin-dependent protein catabolic process. The record is from RefSeq and is a predicted model, not a curated record. Gene Ontology annotation, molecular function: ubiquitin protein ligase binding; ubiquitin binding. Lineage: Eukaryota; Metazoa; Nematomorpha; Gordioida; Chordodea; Parachordodidae.